GCCGCUGACAAGGCCAAGAAGGCGGCAGUCGAAAAGGCCAAAGCCACAGCCAAGCAUAAAGAGAGCGAGGAGAAGGAGCAGGCAAAGGCCCGCAAAGCAGAGGAAGAGCGUGUGCGAAAAGAGGAGGAGGUGGAGCGCAGACAGCGCGAGGCGGAAGCCGACGCUGCAUCAAAGGCAGAAGCUGCAGCGAAAGCAGAAGCUGUGCAGGCCGUUGCAAUGCCGAGUGCAUCACUCGACAGGGAGGAGGAGUUUGAUGAUCCAGAGGAGCCUGAAGAAGUGGAAGCACUGAAGGAAGACGACAUUGACGUCGAGGAGGGAGAUUCGCAGCCUCA
Messenger RNA from Symbiodinium pilosum, 332 nucleotides. NCBI's taxonomy places the organism in Eukaryota, Dinophyceae, Suessiales, Symbiodiniaceae. The record is from the annotation of a GenBank genome assembly.